Messenger RNA from Bipolaris sorokiniana ND90Pr, 384 nucleotides. RefSeq lists its product as uncharacterized. NCBI's taxonomy places the organism in Eukaryota, Fungi, Ascomycota, Dothideomycetes, Pleosporales, Pleosporaceae. The transcript has a single exon. The coding region runs from base 101 to 337 and encodes 78 amino acids. The record is from RefSeq and is a predicted model, not a curated record.
ACAAGGAACAAAAUACAUAUACGUGUUUCAUGUUGCAAAGCUAACUGUGCUAUCUUGAAUCAUUCUGCGCUAGUUAUGCUAGUCUGACGUGCUUGCUGGAAUGCUGCCGAUUUCAGUGUUGUUGACAAUAUUGCAUCGCUCUCGUCUAGUCGGCACGACGACUCAAACGGCAUACUACUCUUUGAUGCUCUUCGAAAUAACGGCUGUGUUUGACGAAACCAGCAGUAUUUUCUCUAGCCGGCAUUCAAAACCUCACUUCAAGGAACCAUUGUUCCAUUGUGCUGGGAAAAGCUUGGCUCUCUUGGAUAGUCGCGCACCUCCGAUUCUGGCAUGCUAGUUUGUCGAUUUAGUCAUGGAAACCGGGAAGGAUCCACAGCAACGAAG